Talaromyces amestolkiae is the source of this 1500-nucleotide messenger RNA. RefSeq lists its product as uncharacterized. The coding region runs from base 1 to 1500 and encodes 499 amino acids. The transcript is spliced from 4 exons. The record is from RefSeq and is a predicted model, not a curated record. NCBI's taxonomy places the organism in Eukaryota, Fungi, Ascomycota, Eurotiomycetes, Eurotiales, Trichocomaceae. Gene Ontology annotation, cellular component: cytosol; Rpd3L complex. Gene Ontology annotation, biological process: negative regulation of silent mating-type cassette heterochromatin formation; negative regulation of rDNA heterochromatin formation.
AUGGCGGCACAGGCAGCUUUGAUCGAAGAAACCAUUAUUGGCUUGAAAAAAGCAUUGCGACGAGAGAAUGAGAAUUCAGGACCAGACGAAGCUAUUACUCAGCCUACGAACCGAGGAAACAAGUUACGAGCGAAUGCAAAAUAUGUUCAUGAAGGUUCUCUUGGGUUUUCGAAUCCGCGCGAUUUCUAUAAACAGAAAAUCGAUCAUGCUGGAUACACCCGCUAUAUUCUACACCGAAACCCGCCGCGAUUUGAUUCCGAAGGUGAAGAGAUUGACGGCGAUGAAGAACCAGACACAGAGGCCGAGGCAGAGGCGGCAGAAGACAAUCCUUUUGCAGGGAUCGCUCUCGAACAUAUUCUCUGCCCUCUCAAACAAGCUUCGGAGCUCCCCGACCAUCCCACCCUAUCCCAGCCUUACCGAUCAAAAGCCCUGCCAACAAUGAUCAAAGCAAUUGACGAAAAACUUAGAAGAGAACGCGCACUUCUCGCUCGCGCGCAUAAUUUACACCGGCUGUUCUUGGGAGAUUCAGUUUGGAUGUCUUGUGGUGCUGUGGAGUCGAAAGAGGAUCCGUUUAUAUUCAGAACGCGCGAUGCAGAGGCUUCGCAUCAGCAGCAUAGAGACAAUGGAUCGCAAAUAGCAAGGAGUCAUGGGGAACAUGUUGAUGCUGACGACACCACCCAACCAGGUGCUCAAUCGAGUGAUAAAAAUGGAGGCGAUGAUGUUGAGAUGGUAGAAGCUCCCGUAUCCGAACAGGAUAAAAUUGCGGAGAAUGGGGAACUUAAACAGGAGGACGUUCCUUCUUCAUUGAGAGACGUAUCACGACAUAGCGAGGGGGCAGAAGCAGAUUCAACAGCCAGGGAGAACAAUUCGUCCGACAACGGCAAUCUCAAUAACAAAGAUCAAGGACCCGAUACAACACAAUCAUCUCCACACGCACUGGGAGCGGAGGGAGGCGAUACCGCCAUGCAAGAUGCAUCAGAAUCAAAAAGCAACGAAGGCACCUCAUCCCCCGAACCUCCAAGACGAAUGACCACACGCGCACAAGCAAACGCAUCUACAUCAAACGAGAACGGAGCCACGAGCAGCAGCUCACGAUACCCCUCCCCUGACGCAGCCACACAACUCUCAACAGCCCAUCCCAUGUUCCUCACCUCCGACGAGAUCCGACCAGAUAAAGACUUCGGCCUCCCUUCCAACGAAGCAGAAGAUACCCGCCGCCUCCUAUGGUCAUACAUCCAAAAACAAGAAGAAACAGUCCGCAACUUCACAUACAUGCUAAACUCCUUACUCAGAGCCGACCAUCUCAAAGAAGACGUUUUCGAAUGGUGCAAGGCGGAGGGACAUAUCGGCGAGAUGAGUGAUGGUGAAGAUUGGUAUGACAGAGAGAAAUGGGGAUUGGCGGAAGGCGAGGAUUUGAAGAAAGGUGCUGAUGAUGAUGAGGUUGAGACUGCUGUUGUUGAAGAACGGACGACAGGGAAGAGAGGUCGUAGACGUCAGUAA